This is a messenger RNA of Fusarium falciforme, 801 nucleotides long. RefSeq lists its product as hypothetical. The record is from RefSeq and is a predicted model, not a curated record. The transcript is spliced from 3 exons. Gene Ontology annotation, biological process: transmembrane transport. Lineage: Eukaryota; Fungi; Ascomycota; Sordariomycetes; Hypocreales; Nectriaceae. Bases 1 to 801 code for a protein of 266 amino acids. Gene Ontology annotation, cellular component: plasma membrane. Gene Ontology annotation, molecular function: water channel activity.
AUGGCAACAUCAGACGGAGCGGGCGUUUUAGACGGUCCCCCACAUCAACGGUACCAACUCAGUCCAGUCGGCCGUCACCUCGUCGCAGCAUCUGGCGAGUUUGUGGGGACAUUCUUCUUCCUCUACUUUGGCUAUGCAGGGAAUCUCAUGGCUGUUCUCCAAGCGCCAUAUACGGCGCCAAAUGGAGGACUGGCCAGCAGUACUGAUAUCUGGAUCGCCGUGUCGUACGGGUUUGCCCUUUUGGUAAAUGCAUGGGCGUUUUACCGCAUCAGUGGCGGUUUGUUCAACCCAGCUGUGUCUUUGGGUUUAUGUGUUGGGGGCCAACUUUCAUGGGCGCGCGCAGCUUUCCUUUUUCCUGCACAGGUCCUUGGAUCUAUUUGUGCUGGUGGACUUGUUGAUGCCAUGUUCCCUGGACAAGUUGAGCAGGCCAAUACUCUUCUUGGGCCCAACACUUCUGUCGCCCGCGGUGUAUUCCUCGAAAUGUUCUUCACAGCUCAACUAGUCUUCGUUGUUUUGAUGUUGGCGGCUGAAAAGUCACGUGACACGUUCCUUGCACCCGUUGGCAUCGGACUUGCACUCUUUGUGGCCCUUAUCCCCGGUGUUUCCGUUACGGGUGGCUCUGCAAACCCAGUGCGCAGCUUUGGAUGCGCAGUCGCAGGCGCAAGCUUCCCCGGCUAUCACUGGAUUUACUGGGUAGGACCGGCUCUCGGUGCGACCCUUGCUGCUCUGUAUUAUCGGCUUGUCAAGCGGUUGCAUUAUGAGGAGGCGAACCCCGGACAGGACAGUCCUCACGAGGUGUAG